AACAUCACAUUCUUCAACGUUCAUAAACAGUCCAAGUUCUUUAAUUUUCUCACACCUUCAUUUUCACCUCCCGACAACAAUGGCUUCAUUGACUCCUGCAAGCUCUUUCUGUAGCUACCGCAAGUUUCCCUCCAAAGCCAACAAUGGUAGAAGCAGCUUUUCCUCUUUCCCUCGCAUUAUGUUCUGUCAGAAGCACCACGAUGAUGUUCCCACCGACCAAAUCCACCGAAGAGAAAUCAUUUUGAGAAGCAGUGAAAUGGCGACCAUUGGUGCUAUCUUCAACUUCAGUGGCAAAAAACCUGAUUAUCUUGGAGUGCAGAAAAACCCACCAGCAUUAGCUCUGUGUCCAGCAACUAAGAAUUGUGUAUCAACCUCUGAGAAUAUCAGUGAUCGCACACAUUAUGCUCCUCCUUGGAACUAUAAUCCUGAAGGCAGGAAAAAUCCUGUGAGCAGAGAGGAAGCCAUGGAGGAACUGAUAGACGUGAUUGAGUCAACAACACCAGACAAAUUUACACCAAGAAUAGUUGAAAGAAAAGAAGACUAUAUCCGUGUGGAGUAUCAAAGCUCAAUCUUGGGGUUUGUGGAUGAUGUCGAGUUCUGGUUUCGACCAGGCAAGGGUUAUACUGUGGAGUAUCGAUCUGCAUCUCGAGUGGGAAACUUUGAUUUUGAUCUGAAUAGGAAAAGAAUAAAGGCACUGCGACAAGAGUUGGAGAAGAAAGGAUGGGCAUCUCAAGACACAAUAUGAUGAAUAAACUAAGGCCAAAGUCAUAUUAUCGUCAUCAUCUAAGAAAACAUUAUUUCACACCUUGUGACCUUCUAUACUUUAGUAAUUGAAAAAAAUCUCACAAGAUCAUCAAUGAA
Vigna umbellata (rice bean) is the source of this 861-nucleotide messenger RNA. Lineage: Eukaryota; Viridiplantae; Streptophyta; Magnoliopsida; Fabales; Fabaceae. The record is from RefSeq and is a predicted model, not a curated record.